Molecule: messenger RNA, 1212 nt
Organism: Bolinopsis microptera
Lineage: Eukaryota; Metazoa; Ctenophora; Tentaculata; Lobata; Bolinopsidae
Product: zinc finger protein 271-like
Exons: 1
Coding region: 2-1141 (379 amino acids)
Biological process (GO): regulation of transcription by RNA polymerase II
Molecular function (GO): RNA polymerase II cis-regulatory region sequence-specific DNA binding; DNA-binding transcription factor activity, RNA polymerase II-specific
Source: RefSeq, a predicted model, not a curated record
AAUGGCAGAAAGUGGACAACAAGAUGUGGAAGGGUUCGUUAAAAAAGAAGUAUCAGACAUCGACACCUUUCAGUCAAGCACAAUCAUUCUACCAAAUAACGCGUCCAAGUUUGAAGAUGACACAAAAUAUCACCUUGACCUCGAAAUAAAGACCGAAGAUUUAACAGCUGAAAAUUUUAAACUUGGAAAUGGAACUGCACAAUUGUUUUUAAACACUGAAGGAACAAAAAUAGAAGUAUUGCCAGUGUAUAAAGCGGAGAUUUGUGACACGACUAUAAAAAGUGAACCUCUAGACGGUGAAUGUAAUGCAAGUCCCAGCUCCUCUCUUUCUAAUGAUCCUCUGAAUACCAACCCUCAAAGCAGUGUGGAUAUCUCCCAAUCUAUUAGUAUUGGAGAUACUGUUCUGACUGAACGCAAUUUAAAGAAGUAUAUGUCGACUCGUUCUGGUGAGAAACCUUAUAAAUGUGAUGUUUGUAGUUACACAGCAUCGAGAAGUGGCGCUCUUGCUUCUCACAAACGAAAUCACGCCGGAGAGAAACCUUAUGAAUGCGAUGUUUGUAGCUACUCAGCCUCGCAAAGUGCCGCUCUUGCUUCUCACAAACGAUUACACACUGGAGAGAGACCUUAUCCAUGUACUUUGUGUGACUAUAGAGCUAGCCGAUCAAGCGAUUUGAAGAGCCAUUUCCGAACCCACGACGGUAAAAAACCAUAUAAAUGUGAUAUUUGUAGCUACUCAACCGCGAAAAGUGGCAAUCUUACUUCUCACAAACGAAUACACACCGGGGAAAAACCUUAUAAAUGUGAUAUUUGUAGCUAUUCAGCCAAACGAAUUGGCGCUGUUAUUUGUCACAAGCGAAUACACACUGGAGAAAAACCUUACAAAUGUGAUAUUUGUAACUACUCAGCCGCGAAAAGUGACAAUCUUUCUGCUCACAAGCGAAUACACACUGGAAAGAAACCUUAUAAAUGUGAUAUUUGUAGCUACUCAGCUGCGCAGAGUGGCACUCUUGCUUCUCAUAAACGAACACACACCGGAGAGAAACCUUAUUCUUGUAGUUUGUGUGACUACAGGGCUAGCCAUUCAAUUAGUUUACAGACCCAUAUGAUGAGUCACUCUAGAGAGAAACUUUCCGGGAGUUGAAAUAGAACGGUGAAUUAUAGUCCUCACACGUGUUAAUUUGUAGUUAUUGUAUGUUAUAGUUAUACUGGAUA